UGCUUUGACAGUGUUAUAUCAACCUCCGCCAGAGUGAAGUCGUGUGUUCCCUUCGUUCAUAAAUCUCGCUCGAAAAAGAAAGAGUCAAACUUUGAGAAAUUUUUUUUCUUGAACUCGAGUGAUCCGCGUAAAGGAACCACCACGCUUCCUUUACGACAGUCUUGAAAACAUUUUUAACAGAGAAAGAGAGAGAGGAAAAAAAAAAGGGAAGAGAAACAACAAUUCGGUGAAUAAAUAGACAAGAACAAGGGAGAAGAGAAGAAGAAAAAGAAGAAAGAAAGAGGAAAGUUACCUCUUUCUUCUCUUCUUUAACCCGUUAGAAAUACCCAAGACACGAGAGCAAACGAGAUAAAACAAACAUCAACGCGAGCAUCACGGACACACAAGGGAAUCUUUAUUGAGACAUUCUACGAAUUUGUGCUGCGUGUUUUGUGAGUGAUAAAAGCUUAUCGUCGCGCGGCAACCGGAGACCUUUCGUGUCAGCAUAUAGAGAGGCGGAUCGCUUUCCUUUUUCGAAAAGGCCUUCCCUCCACUACUGAGAAGAGGGUUGCUUCUUCCGGGGAUAACCGGAAGUGGCUAUUAAACUAAAGAAGGUAGAACAAUGUCGACACUCGAGAACAGCCUCCCUUGAAGCUCCCUCUCACGUUCUCUCAAGAUAAUAAUUCGGCCCUGUUAAGUCAUGCUCUGUCUUAUUGCCCUGCGUCGAAAGGUAGAUGCCUUUCGUGUUGUAAAUAAUACUGUGAAAAGAAACCUCAGACCGAAGAUGGGCAAGCUUUUGAGCCUUCUGGCUCGAGAUGAGUCUACCUGUUGCACCCCUCAAAAGUACGACGUCUUUUUGGAUUUCGAAAAUGCACAACCUUCCGAUAUAGAACGGGAGACCUUUGAAGCGGUGCAAAGAGUUUUGAAAAAUUCAGAAUCUAUUUUAGAGGAGAUUCAAUGCUACAAAGGUGCCGGAAAAGAAAUCAGGGAGGCGAUUUCGGCUCCCACGGAAGAGUGUCAACGAAAAGCUUACCUGACUGUUGCACCUCUAGUCGCCAAGCUGAAAAGAUUCUAUGAAUUUUCAUUGGAACUUGAGAAGGUAGUACCAAAAAUCUUAGGCCAACUGUGCUCCGGUAAUCUCUCCCCGACCCAACAUCUCGAGACUCAACAGGCAUUGGUGAAACAGCUGGCGGAAAUUCUGGAAUUCGUCUUGAAAUUCGACGAGCACAAGAUGAAGACACCCGCUAUUCAAAAUGAUUUUAGUUAUUACAGAAGAACGUUGACCAGAGCAUCUCUGGCGCGACAAGAAAGCGCUGAAAAGGACCUCGUGGUCGGGAACGAGCUCGCCAACCGAAUGUCCUUGUUCUACGCCCACGCGACACCCAUGCUUCGUGUUCUGAGUCACGCGACCAUUACUUUCUUGAUGGACAACGAAGAUGUAGCACGUGAAAAUAUUACUGAAACUCUUGGCACCAUGGCCAAAGUUUGUCUGCGCAUGUUAGAAAAUCCGAAUUUAUUGGCGCAAUUCCAACGAGAAGAAACUCAACUCUUUGUUCUGAGAGUGAUGGUAGGGUUAGUGAUCCUUUAUGAUCAUGUUCAUCCCCAAGGUGCCUUUGUUAAGGGUUCGAAUGUCGAUGUUAAAGGCUGUGUAAAGCUAUUGAAGGAUCAACCACCUUGCAAAAGCGAGGGUCUUUUGAAUGCUCUUCGCUACACCACCAAACACCUGAACGAGGAGAACACACCGAAGAACAUUAAGAACCUUCUAGCAGCAUGAUUACCAAAGCAGCGCGGAUGCUGCAUCAGAAGCUAAGACAAAUUGAACGAAUGACAUCCAUUCAAAUUUUGUGUGUACGAGAUCGUCGAAGCGACUUUAUAUGACACCAAACAAGCAAUCUCCUGUUUCUGAUCGUGGCUGGGUGGUGGACCAUUAAAAAAAAAAAAACGUGUCUUUCGUAAUAGAGUCUAUAGCUGCCCGAAAACUGCCGACUUCUACAUACCUUCUGACGAAAAAAAGAAAUUAAAAAAAAAUAAAUAAAUAAAUAAAUAAAUAAAAAAAACAAAAAAAAGUAAAAAAGAAAAAAAAAUAAAAAAAGCAAAAAAACAAAACAAAAAAAAGUAACGAAAAAGAAAAAAAAGAAGACAGAUAGGAAAAUCGUAGAAAAGCAAACGAAUCGAAACGACUGAACCAUCAGAGGAAUUGCUGCACUCGUUUUCUUAAGCGAUGUCUUUGUGAGAGUGCGAACAUUUAAGUUAUUAUUAUAACAUUACUAAUCUCUUUCUCUCACACACAUUACAUCUUGAUUAUAUUAUUGAUCAUUGCUAUUAAUUAUUGCUAUUAUUGCAAUUUUUCACGUUCGUUCGAAUUAUUAUUGUCACCCAAGUAUUAUUACCCUGAAAUAAUUAACAUCAUCACGUGUAUCAACAAUUAUGUAUUUGUCUUCCCAUGUGAAAAAUGGGAAGGGAUCGAGUUAAUUAGACCAUAUCAAUAGUGUGUAUUUUAGGGUAAUUUUUACGAUGAUCAUCGAAUGAUUCUCGAGAAAAACGUUACAAUGAGAUGUUUAAUAACGUUGUAAGAUAUAUUGCGCAGAUUUUUACUAAUUGUUUUGUUUGUUGAACGAUUGUCAUCUAAGGCGAAUGGACGAUUAAGAGAAAUUGUUAAUAAAUACAGGGGGCUGGAUAUUGAAAAUUAAAAUAGAAGGACAAAUGUUUUACUUUGUUUCGUUGAUAUCGAUGUAUUUUAUUAUAGAUUUUGUUUUAUUAAUUUGUUAAUAGUAAGUUAUUAACACGUAUUUCGUUGAAAAAUGAAUUACGCUGAUAUAUUUUCUUCUUUUGUUUUUUUCUUUUCUUGUUUAUCUUUUCUUGUUCGUUUCUAUAUAUUUCGUAUAUAAAAGAAAGUUAAUAACCAAAGAUAUUGUUGCUGAACAUUUAUAAUGUCACUGAUUUUAUUGUAAAUUUAUUAUCUUAGUAUUUUUUUGAGGAACACGCGUUAUUUAUAAGGGGAAAAAGUUAUCGAAAAUGAUUUAAUGUGAAAAAAUUCAUCUGUUUUUUCACAAAAAAAAAAAAAAAAAAAAAAAA
Messenger RNA from Apis mellifera (honey bee), 3054 nucleotides. Its product is annotated as protein FAM49B. The record is from RefSeq and is a predicted model, not a curated record. Gene Ontology annotation, biological process: regulation of actin filament polymerization. The transcript is spliced from 7 exons. Gene Ontology annotation, molecular function: small GTPase binding. Bases 680 to 1753 code for a protein of 357 amino acids. Lineage: Eukaryota; Metazoa; Arthropoda; Insecta; Hymenoptera; Apidae.